AUGGCGAGUAACAAGCUGGCCAAAAAAUUCUCUCAUAGGCAGGAAGCAGAAUCAGUCUUGGACCAAAAUGAUGUGAUGAAAGCCAUGAUGGCCGCUCAGAAAGGCAAGGGGAAAGAGAUACCUUCAGGUGAAGACGAUGAUUCAGAUUCAGAUUCUGGAUCUGGACACGAGGAUAACGAUCAUGAAGAGGAGAUCACGAGCGACGAUAGUGACAGUCAUAGUGUGAAUGGUGAAAGCUCAUCUGGCGACAUUAGCACGAGAAAGGGGAUUAAGCGAAAUCGAGCUUUCCAAUCAGACGACAGUGACGAGGAAGAUAUUGAUGCACCUCGCCAAGCUCAAAAUGCCACAUCAACCUCUCGUGUCAAUCUACCAUCGCGAACCUUCAACUCCAUGGAUUCAAGAGCAGCGCUACUCCAACCUAAAGCCGAUACUUCUUCUAUCUUCACAACAAAUCCCAAACCUCCAUCAGAUUCAACAUUCGCUUCUCUCGGAUUAUCACAGCCUCUUAUAACAGCUUUAGCAUCGAUAAAUAUACUGAAACCUACUGAAAUUCAAUCAGCUUGUGUAGGACCUAUACUGUCAGGAAAAGAUUGUAUCGGAGGAGCCAAGACUGGUAGUGGUAAAACAAUGGCUUUCGCUUUACCAAUAGUGGAAAGAAUAGCUAGAGAUCCAUUUGGAGUAUGGGCAGUGGUGUUAACACCCACAAGAGAACUUGCAUAUCAACUUUCGGAGCAGUUUUUGGUCGUCGGUAAACCCCUAGGUUUGACCACAGCUACUAUAGUAGGAGGUAUGGAUAUGAUGACUCAAGCACAACAACUUCAAUCUCGUCCACAUAUUAUAGUAGCUACACCAGGAAGGCUAUGUGACUUAUUGAGGAGUGGCGGUAGUCAAAAUACUUUGAGCAGAGUAAGAACACUGGUUCUUGAUGAAGCAGAUAGACUUUUGACUCCUACUUUCGCUCCGGAAUUAGCAUAUUUAUUCUCUCAAAUACCCCCAAAACGUCAAACUUGCUUAUUCACAGCAACGGUCAGCGAAGCUAUCAUGGAAUUGGCUAAUAAACCUCCAGCACUUGGAAAGGAUAAGCCAUUCGUGUAUAGAGUAGAGUCAGAUACUUUGACUGUAUCUCGUUUAAAACAGAAAUACCUCUUUAUCCCAUCCCAAAUCCGAGAUUCAUAUUUACUUUAUCUCCUUCAAAACCCACCACAAGAUAUCGACAUAGCAUUAAGGGCUGCCCCAAAAAAGGCUAAACGGAAAGAAGCUGAAUCAUAUCGUCACAAGAAAGGAAGAAAACCACAACGCAAAGCUGAAGAAGAGGAAGGAGAAUCGAAUAAUAUACCAUCGACGGUUAUAUUCACUCAGCGAUGCGCCACUGCACAUCUUUUACACCUUCUGUUGAAUCAACUAGAAAUACCGUCCGUGCCAUUGCAUUCACAUCUUACGCAGCCACAAAGGUUACUUUCGUUAGCUAGAUUCAGAGCCCAGGAAGUUCCGGUACUAGUUACGACUGAUGUCGGAUCAAGAGGUCUGGACAUACCGGAAGUCGCCAUGGUGAUCAAUUGGGAUUGUCCCAGGAGAUCAGACGAUUAUGUCCACAGGGUAGGAAGAACCGCGAGAGCGGGAAGAGGUGGUGUGGCAGUCACUGUCAUAACGGAAAGAGAUGUGGAUUUGAUCAAGAUAAUAGAAGAUGAUAUCAAAGUUAAAUUGGAAGAACUCGAACUACCUGAAGAAGAAGUUUUGGAAGCUUUGAACCGGGUUUCUUUAGCCAGAAGAAUGGCUACAAUGGAAAUGCACGACUCAGGAUUCGGUGAAAGACAAGCUAUAAAUAAAGCGAAAGCCAUAAAGAGAAUGAAGAGAGAUGCGGUCGCCAAGGCGGCUUAA
Kwoniella shivajii is the source of this 1878-nucleotide messenger RNA. RefSeq names its product ATP-dependent RNA helicase DBP8. The transcript is spliced from 6 exons. NCBI's taxonomy places the organism in Eukaryota, Fungi, Basidiomycota, Tremellomycetes, Tremellales, Cryptococcaceae. Gene Ontology annotation, molecular function: ATP binding; RNA helicase activity; nucleic acid binding. The coding region runs from base 1 to 1878 and encodes 625 amino acids. The record is from RefSeq and is a predicted model, not a curated record.